Molecule: messenger RNA, 6077 nt
Organism: Ixodes scapularis (black-legged tick)
Lineage: Eukaryota; Metazoa; Arthropoda; Arachnida; Ixodida; Ixodidae
Exons: 14
Coding region: 593-2671 (692 amino acids)
Source: RefSeq, a predicted model, not a curated record
CCUUCGCUAGUAGCAGCAGCAGCCCAGCCGGUUUGAGCGGCGGCUCGCGGACCUCCGAAAAUCGUCGAGAAAAAAAGCUUCCACAGCGACGCCGUCGUCUGAGGCCGGAGAGUGGCCACCGCCGCCGCAGCAGCAUCCCCUUGCCGUCGUUCUUCGACGUCGUCGGUGCUUGUGGCCAUCCCGUCGCCUUUGCCGGCGCCGCUACUGCAGCCACCGCCGCCGCGCCUGCCGGUGAUUCGGUCUACGUCGUCGUCGGCCGGUCGGUCGGCCCGCAGCACGAGCCGUCGAGGGGAAAGUGUUGUUCGUUGCGUGUUUUGUUGUCGUGGCUUAGUGUUAGCACGUGGGGCUCGCCCUCUCCCCCCUCCUCGAGGUGUCGAUCCGUGGUGCGCGUGAGGUGCCCUGACGGUUCGUCGGAGGUAACGAAGGACGGCACGGGAGACGAAGACGAGCGAAACAAAAAGGAUGCCAUAUCUGUGAAAUCCCCUUCAAGAACCUCAAGGCCCUAACCUGGACGGAGACCCGUUAAGAGGUGCCAAGUAGAUUCGGUGCUGCCGACUUCUCGGCCGCCAGAAUCUUAACCAUCGUAAGCGGAAUGACGACGCUACGGAAAGAUGUCCGGGUGGCCAUGGUACUCUCUCUGGUGUUCAGCGCUGCAGCAUCAUCUACAUCCGGCGAGCCGGCACCGGCGUCGACACCGGCUCCCUGCUCCAAGGAGCACAUAUCGUACGAGAGGCUGUCCGGUUACAAGGUGGCCGACUUGCUCGGCGGAGGUCGCACGUCUCCGACCAAACCGCCGUCCUCGGCCGAGGACUGCUACGUCCGGUGCCUAGACGACGACCGGUGCCGCGGUUACAGCGUCAACCACGUUCGCCAGGCGUGCGCCCUGACGUGGUUCGAUGUGGCCAACCGCUCGGACUACCUGCUCCCAGAUUCCAACUGGAGCUUCCAUCGGAAGAUCUGUCUUCCCGAAAGGCCGUGCGUGCGGCACUGGUCGUUCGAGCGGGUGCCCCGGUUCCAACUGGUCGGCUUCGAAGACCGGACGGUGCCCCACGUGGGCGACCAGGACUCGUGCCUGCGGCUGUGCGCGACCGAGACGAGCUUCGUGUGCCGCUCGACCCGCUACGAGGCGUCCAAGGAGCGCUGCGUCCUUAGCAAGCACGACAGGAGGACGGCCGCCGAGUCCUUCAGGAAGACCGGCGCCUCGUCGGACCUCCUGUACAGCGAGAACCAGUGCGUCUCCGAGCCUCCUCGAUGCCAGUUCCGUCCACUGCGCGGCCGCUCUCUGAGUCGGGGCCACGUGUUCGUGGACGAGACGUCCACGUCCCACACGCUGUGCCAGGCGUCGUGCGUGAACCACACGGACUUCGUGUGCCGGAGUUUCGUGUACGACCAGUCGCGGCACCUGUGCCUGCUCAGUCCCGACGACAGCUACACGACGCCCGUGCAGGAGGCGCACGCCGACUCCGCCGCCGUCGGGACGACCGAGACCAACACCCUCUACGAGAAGGGGUCCUGCAUCGACGUGGAGAUGCGCUGUGAGGCCACCGCCAUGACAGCCAUCAUCCUCGUGACGUCAUCAUUUCGCGGCCGGGUGUACGCCGUGGGUCACCCGCACCAGUGCUACUCCUCGUCCGUCACCGACACUGGUCACGUGGCACUCACGGUUCCGCUCCACGGACGGCAGUGCGGCACCAAAAAUUUGGGAAAUGGAACCUUCCUGAACAGCAUCGUCGUCCAGCAUCAUCCUUACGUGCUUCAGAGCUCAGACCGAAGGAUCGACAUCUCCUGCGACUACGAAGAAGUGGAGCGCAAACUGCGCGGGGGCAAGCAGGUCCUCGAAGGUGACCUCCAGAGCUUGACCCAGGUCAUCACGGGACUAGCGCCCACGCCUCCAGUUCGCCUGAAGGUCGUCAAUGGAACCGGAGACGAAGUCGCAGGUGUGGACCUCGGUGACCCGCUGUACCUCAAGGUCGAAAUGCAGGACGAAUCCGUGUUUGGAAUCUUCGGAAGCACACUCACGGCUCGGAGCGGAGAAGGUUCCGAAACGAUCCUGCUUCUCGACGACAAAGGGUGCCCCGUGGAACCGGCCGUGUUCCCGGGUUUCGAGCGCGUCCCGUCGUCGAAGUCGCUCAUCGCGCCGUUUCAGGCGUUCCGCUUCGCUUCGGACAGCACCGUCAAGUUCCAGAUGACGGUCUCCUUCUGCCUGGACGUUUGCCCUCCACCCAAGUGCAGCGGCGGCAACGGCGUCGACGAACACGCCGAGGGGCGAGCGCGACGAUCACGGAGGUCGGCGGCGAGCGCGGACACCCAGCCGCUGGACCUACAGACGGGAGACAUCGUCACGGACGUCACCAUGGAGACGGCCCUCUUCGUCGUCCACAACCUGACGCCGUCACCGCAGGCGUCAUCUGACGAGGACGCCUUCAGACCGGACGUCAAAGGGGUCUCGCAAACGAAGAUGCCGAAGGACGCGGUGUGCCUCACGCGCCCCGUGGUCUACACCUUGGCCAGCCUCAUCGGCAUCGUGCAGGCGGUCAUCCUGGGAUCCUGCUGCCUGCUGCUCUUCGUCAACCGGAAGUGGCGACUUACGCGGAAACGGCUGGCAACCAUGCACUCGUCCAGCAGCCGCGCUUCCGUUUCCAGCAAGUCGGAACUCUUUCUGAGGACGUAGCGACUCCGACAGCAGCGCUCGUCUCGGCAGCGGCGGAUGGCGGACAGCGGAGACGUGAACAGUGAGGGAACCACGACGGUUCACUCGGAUGACGUCGCAAGUUUUUCGCCGACUUAGGAAGCCAGAACGAACGAACUACAACGGCAGACAGCAGCAACGACUUGAAAACCCCAUGUUUAUUUUCAGGAGUUCUGCCAGGAAUGUUUGCUUUUCCAGUUCGUUUUGCGGGGGAAAAGCCGAGAGGCAAGAUUGCCGGGAACAAAGGAAAGGUACCGGAAGCCAGCUUUUUGCCAAUAUCACCUGCUGGAAAUUUAAACUUGCCGAAACAUCUGGUUUGCCACCUAUUUCUGAUAUAUUUGGCUCUUAAUAAGUCCCAAAAUGUGUAUCUACAGAGCUGCAAUUGUGCUAAACAGUGCCCUCAAACUGCAGUCUCGAAAAAGCUGAUACGACACCUUUCAAUUGUUUCGCCGGACUAAAAGUUAGCCGCGUGGUUGUUGCUGGGUCGUAUGCACUGCAUGCGAUGAUCUCUUUGAGAAAACGUAAAGAUACGGGACCGUCUGAGCGUGUACGUCAAUUACCUGCAUUCUUCAGACAGUUUGAAAGACAUUUCGAGUCUUGGCCUUUGAGUUCGCGAUCUUGGCUUGCUACUUACCGAUAGGCAAGCUGUCUGUUUUUGAUCUGAUGUCCUGGGACUUAAAGUCAAACGAAAUUGACGAACUGGACUUCUACGAAAGACAACGUUUCAGGGUGGUCAUUGUGACUGAGAUUGUGUAUGAAGUGUCCAAUGAGUUAUUUUUAUUGGUGUGUUGCUGUCAAUGGUAACUGGAAAGAUCGCUGUUCGUCCUGUGUUUAGGCCGGAGAGGCAAGAAAAGAUGUGUGCACUGUCAAUUGAUGCGGUAUGUUGAUGACAAAAGUCGGCUGGUCCGCUCUAAGUUCCGUGUGCAACUCGGUCGCGGAGAUCAAAGCCAAAACAUGUGCUUCAAUGUGUCUGUUUGAUGUUAAGCAUUUUAUCAAGUAUUUUUUUUUUUUUGACACACGUAAGACGUGUGGUUGUCGUGAUGAGUUUGGUGUUUCACCGGUAAUUAUUAAUUUGCCGAAUUUCCGUAAGGCAGCAGGUUUUUUCUUCUUUUUGUGUUUUUUUCGAGUUUUCAUUUUUGUAACGUGUUCAUGGUGCAUUGUUAUGCAUUUAUUUUUUUGUUUUUCAAAACCAUACAGCUGAUUAGACAGUGUAGGAAGAAAGGACUUAUUGUAACGUCCUGACUGACAAGGAAAAGAAAAAGAAGUUCAUAUUUGUUUCACCUUAGAAGAAUUUGCAUGCUUACCGAUAUCAAAGGAAUGAUGUUUAGAUCGCGUUUUAACUUCCUGACAUUCUACGCAGGUAUUAUUUUUUUUUAUUUUUCUAAACGAUAACUAUGUUUCGUUGUUUUACCACUACUGCUGUACAUAUGGCUUUUUUGGGGGGGCACUUAACCACAACACACAAAAAAAAAGUGUUUCAGUUUCAUGCAUUUACAACUUCCAACGCAUUAACACUUCCAGCUGUAACUACGUACUUCCACUUUUUUUACGUUACAUAGACGAGUAAUUAAAUGCCGGUAGCCAACCAAACAUAGCUUAAUAUGAGUUAGGUUCCGUCCUUAGUCGAAUCUUAAUGGUGAUUCCGUUCCACAUUCUAAUAAUGGAGUCUAUAGUCACUGAUCAUUUAAGAAACGCAGGGCGUGAUUUCGGCGUUCAUGCUUCUUGAAUAGUUCGUCGGCUCUCUCGUCGGCUGAUGAUGCAUUAUUUACUAAGGGGUGACUAUGUGACUCCUAGGGCUCGCCACGCUUCACGUUUCUUAAGUCUUCUGUGACUGGUUUUCACAGCUUCGUUGUGGCAGGUGAUCUGUGUCGUGAUUCGAAGACAUUCCACAGACAUAGACUACUAACGUCUGUGGUCUACGAAAAAAAGGGAUUGAAGCGAUGAUAGUUCCUAAGUAGUGUUAAUCGCAGUAGGUGGAGGCAGUCGCCGCUUUGGACAGCACUUGAACAAAGGCUCACAGUCGACCGUAGUAUAUGCCCCGCCGGCAUCACUCUCAGUUAAUUAGGUACUGUCGCGGGACUGUGUACUCGAGUUCUUCCCAAACCCCGACUACUAUAGACCGUUUCCGUCGUCACGUUUAGAUAUGGUGCCUGCAGCAGGGCGUGUCCGAUUGGGGGGGGGGGGGGGGGGGGGGGCGACCGCGCGUCCGCAAAAAUGGUCCCUGGAUUUCCGCCUGAUGACGUCAUAGCGGUAUCACGUGUUUGCCGCGAUCCUGGCGGUGGCGCAGCAGAGGAGGUGGAUGCGGUAGAGGUCUGUUCUGUUGCCGCGGUCGCUCUGCUGCCAGACAGACGAUGGAAACGCAAGCUGAUGCGAGAUGGUACGCCGCGACGACAGCGACCCCAGGGUCCGUUCGACUUUUUCGCCGGCAUCGCUACGACCAACCGCCAGGUUCGCGAUGUCCGACAGCGUGGCUCGCGUGCUCGUGUGACGCAAUUCGGGACCAUUUUCGGUGCGUCGGUGGGAUUGCACGGGGAAACACACCAGUCGAAGACGCGUUCGAGGCAGCGUACUUUUAUUAGAGUUCGACCCUAAUAUUUUCUGCUCCUUCCUUAGAUCCCUGUAUUUAUUUUAUGAAUCCGAGAAUGAAACGUGAGAUACGUGAAACUACAAGAUGAUAGCGAUUCGAACAAGCAAUUAUGUCAUUUCGUUAGUUAAAAAAAUAUAAAAAACAACAAUAAACGAGACUUUUUUUUAAAUCUUCUUUGGCAGGUAUUUAUUUCUCGAGUCCAUUAGCUACCGCGUCUGCAUCUUUUCCCGGCUUUUUGUUUGUUGCUUAGUGUUGGUCAACUUUCUUGGGGACGUUGUGUGAUCCUGGGAUCGCAGACCUAGCACUGGUUUGACAAAUUGUAGUCACGUGCUCGCCAUGAGCGGUAGACGGAUUUCUUUAACCGGUGUUCUGUCUGUUUGGGAGGCUGUUACCUAUAACAUCAGUCUUUUUUUUUACCUGUGUCGCAUUCUUGUUCCACUUAAAAAAUCGCUCAUACCCUCCCUCCCUCCACGUGCGUUUUUUUUUGUUAUUACGUGUAUGUAUGUGCUGUAGUUAUUGUUUUCGUGGUCCCAUUUUUUCGUGAUGUCUAUUUUUUUAAUGGUUGACAGCGUGUUUUUUUUUUUUUUUUCAUGUUUCCAAACACGUAUACGACAUCACUUCAAACUUGCACGUAUUUACAAACACACACACACACACACACACAUACGAUGCCACACAGUGAUGGGGUUGUGGCUCUCGAGAAUUUUAAGGAACGACGCGACGAGCUUUGUUUUUAAAACUUGAAGACGAGUGACUUUUUUUUUUUGUAAUUGUUCGUAUCCAAUAAAGCUUGGUUCGUUU